GCACAAAACUCAAUUCUUCUUGUUCAAAUUAUCGUCAACAUGCUGCCUCUAUUGUACCAAGCUCUUGCCGUCGUUGGCGUCUUCUGUGUUACUUUUCCAGUGGUGGUACUGUACCAGAACCGUCGUCCCAAGAUCAAUUUGCCCGGUCCAAAAGGAUGGCCACUUAUUGGACUUGGCCUCGAUCUGCCUCGAAGACCACGGCAGAUGUUGAACGACUAUCGAGAGAAGUACGGUGACAUGUUUCAAAUGCGCCUUGGGUGGUAUGACUGGGUUUUCUUCAACAACCCGCGGGACGUUAAGGAAGUUUUUGAUAGGAAGGCAGCGAUCACCUCACACAAAGUAGCUUUACCCAUGGCUCACGAUUAUGUCAUGGGAGACAAUGGCAUCUUAUCCAUGACCUACAGUCCCAAGUGGAGGAGAAUGAGGGGAUUCAUGCACCAAAUCUUGACUCCCAAGGCUUCCGCUGCCUUCAUUCCUAGUCAAGAAUUCGAGAUCAAGCAGCUUUUGAACGAUUUUGCUGGGGAAGAAGGGAAAAACAGUACAGACUUUUACAUGUUCAUUCGCCGCAUGACCUUUUCGAUCAUGAUGACUUCGACGUACGGCACCAGAAUCCCGGAAUGGGAUUGCGAGGAGGUCAGGGGCGUGUAUGGCAACAUGAGAAUUCUGUCUAUAAUCUUGAGACCAGGGACAUUCUGGGUAGACGUUUUCCCACCUCUGCGCAUCUUCCCUCGCUGGAUAAUGCCGACAUAUUGGCUGUUGGCCAGGAAGUGCAAGAAGUUCAUGCAGGAUAGCACAAUGAAACAUUGGUACAAGCUCAAGGAGAAAUACCAAAACGGCCAAGCUCCAGAGUGCUUCGCAAAACACCUUAUGGAAGCCAAUUACGAGGAGAUGGGACUGGAUGAAGUCACAAUGAGCUGGCUCGCCCACGCUGUCCCCGAAGCUGGUGCAGAAACCACGGCCAGUGCCCUCAACAGUCUGUUGAUGCACCUUGCCACGCACCCCGAAGCACAGGAAACCGCAGCCCAAGAAGUUACCUCAGUGCUAGGAGACUCGCGCCUGGCCAACAUCGACGAUGAAGCCGCCAUGCCGUACAUCCGCGCCGUGAUCAAAGAGAUCCUACGCAUGUGUCCGGUGGCGACAACAGGCUUGCGCCGCAUGGCGGGUGAGUCCUUCGAGUACAAGGGCGUCAAGGUGCCCAAGCAGACAAUUCUGCUAGCCAACAUCAAUGCGCUGCACUGGGACGAAGAACGCUUCGCUGAGCCAUACAAGUUCAAGCCCGAGCGCUAUCUCGACCACCCUUUCCGCUCAGCCGUGUAUGCCAAUUCGGCCGAUGUGGAAGGUCGCGAUCAUUUCACCUUCGGGGCCGGAAGGAGAGUUUGUCCCGGCAUUCAUCUAGCUGAGAACGGGCUGUUCCUGGCGGUUGCCAAUUUGAUCUGGGCUUUUGAAUUCAAGAGGCCUUUGGACAACGUGGGAGUCGAGAAAGAGAUGGAUAUUGGCGACGAGGCGUUCUUGGAUGGCGCGAUUCGUAUCCCAAAGCCUUACGAGGUGCGGAUUGUGCCACGAAACAAGGAGCGAUUGAGACUGGUAAGGGACACUUGGACUGAGGCACAGAGAGUAGGCUAUACCUUGAGAGGUAUGGAAGUGGAUGCAAAGGGCGGGAUCAAGGUGUAA
Periconia digitata is the source of this 1671-nucleotide messenger RNA. The record is from the annotation of a GenBank genome assembly. Lineage: Eukaryota; Fungi; Ascomycota; Dothideomycetes; Pleosporales; Periconiaceae.